Messenger RNA from Oncorhynchus nerka (sockeye salmon), 2939 nucleotides. Its product is annotated as potassium voltage-gated channel subfamily H member 6-like. The coding region runs from base 429 to 2918 and encodes 829 amino acids. The transcript is spliced from 11 exons. Gene Ontology annotation, biological process: membrane repolarization during action potential; potassium ion transmembrane transport; regulation of heart rate by cardiac conduction. The record is from RefSeq and is a predicted model, not a curated record. Gene Ontology annotation, molecular function: inward rectifier potassium channel activity. NCBI's taxonomy places the organism in Eukaryota, Metazoa, Chordata, Actinopteri, Salmoniformes, Salmonidae. Gene Ontology annotation, cellular component: plasma membrane.
UGACGGGGAGGGCGGUGUGGGUUUUUCUCCUCUUCAUUAGAUGAUAACGACUGUCAAGGAUAGACUAAUUCUAGAGCUUGUUUAUUAUUUUGUAGUCAAAGUGAAACGUUUUAUGACUUUUAUGACUAUGAAAUACCGUUUUUACACUUUCCUGUGUACCGCACGCAAAAACCGGCUUCCAGUUCUCUCUCCUGUGGAGCGAGCGCCUUUUUUUUAAUCGCCCUAGCAACUGGUCCUCGCCGCUGCUGCCUUGUGACAUUUCCUUGUCGCUUUGCUCACCAGCCAUCGCAUAUUGAAUUCGACUUUUUGCACCCGCCUGUAUGCGGGGCCAUUUUUGCAUAGGGUAUUUCCCUACUUCGUCUUUAAUUUGAUUUAUUUAAAACUCUGGAGGUUCAUGCGUCUGAGAAGUCUCAUCUUUCUGCGUCAAAAUGCCUGUGAGACGCGGUCAUGUAGCCCUCCAGAACACUUAUCUGGACACCAUUAUCCGGAAAUUCGAUGGACAAAAUCGUAAGUUCCUGAUAGCCAACGCACAGAUGAAGAACUGUGGCAUUAUCUACUGUAACGAGGGCUUCUGCCAGAUGUUUGGCUUCACGCGGGCAGAGAUCAUGCAGCAGUCCUGCACCUGCCAGUUCUUGGUGGGGCCUGGCACCAUGAAGACUGCCUUGACACAGCUGGCACAGGCCCUGCUAGGGUCAGAGGAGCGCAAGGUGGAGAUCCUCUACUACAACAAAGAAGGGACCUGCAGGCCCUGUCUGAUUGAUGUUGUUCCUGUGAAGAAAGCAGAGGGACAGGUCAUCAUGUUCAUCCUCAACUUCCAGGAAAUCAUUGACCCCUCCCUCAAGAAACCAGGUCUGAGACAGAGGGUGGCCCAGGGCUGGAUAUGGGCAGGGCAGAGUCGCAGGCUGAAGUUGAGACUGCCAUUGGUACGUGCAAUGCGUCGGUCUUCCCUCGCCAAAGACCAGUUUGGGGGGGUGGUGGUGGACUACCCACAGCCCAACAGUGAAGAGAUCCCUCUGAAAGAGUUCCGUAUCUUGUCCAAGGAGAGCUGCAUGCAGUCUGAGACAGAGGCGCUGAUAGAGCAGGACCACGAGUCCUCCCAGCCUGCAAGCCACUACUCCCCCAAACUGCUGUCCCUAUUGUCAGAGCGGCUGGAACCCAGCGUGCCCUUCCUCCCCAGCAGCCCCUUCUCCAGUGCAGCCUUCCCCAGGACGGUCCUGCCCCGGAGCCGCUCCAGAGAGACUGUCGGCAGCCUCCGCAGAGCUUCCUCCCUGGAUGACCUCGACAGCAUGAGGGUCGAGUCUGGCCGACCGGGAGACCCACGCUCCAACAGCAUUCCAUCUGAAUCAAAACAAACCAAGCCAAAGCUACCUGGGCCUGUUGGAGACCUGAAGGCCGGUACUCUGAGCUCCACCUCAGACUCGGACCUGAUGCGACGCAGGACCAGCACUCGUAACCCCCUCACACUCAGUUUCGCCUCCGACCUCUUGCGACCGCCAUCGCCCACUGAGAUCGAGAUCAUCGCUCCCAGCAAAGUAAAGGACCGCCACCGAGACGUCACAGAGAAGGUCACACAUGUCACACAGGUACUGUCCCUAGGGGCUGAUGUCCUGCCAGAGUACAAGCUCCAGGCGCCUCGCAUCCACAAGUGGACCAUCCUCCACUACAGUCCUUUCAAGGCGGUGUGGGACUGGGUCAUCCUCCUGCUGGUCAUCUACACGGCCGUCUUCACCCCCUACUCCGCUGCCUUCCUGCUCAACGAGGUGGAGGACGAGCUCCGGCGCUCCUGUGGCUACACCUGCAACCCCCUCAACGUGGUGGAUCUGGUGGUGGACGUCAUGUUUAUCGUGGACAUUCUCAUCAACUUCCGGACCACAUAUGUCAAUCACAAUGACGAGGUGGUCAGCCACCCGGGGCGCAUCGCCCAGCAUUACUUCAAAGGCUGGUUCCUCAUUGAUAUAGUGGCAGCCAUCCCCUUUGAUCUGCUCAUAUUCCGCUCUGGCUCUGAUGAGCCCCAGACAACCACGCUGAUUGGCUUGCUGAAGACUGCUCGGCUACUGCGAUUGGUGCGUGUGGCGCGGAAGCUGGACCGCUACUCAGAGUACGGUGCCGCCGUUCUCUUCCUCCUCAUGUGCACCUUUGCCCUCAUUGCCCAUUGGCUGGCCUGUAUCUGGUACGCCAUCGGCAACGCGGAGCGCACCAACUCGGCACGCAUCGGAGGCAUGAAGAUCGGCUGGCUGGACAACCUGGCUGAACAGAUUGGUAAACCAUACAACGACACAGACCCUGCCUCCGGCCCCUCCACCAAGGAUAAAUACGUCACAGCGCUUUACUUUACCUUCAGCAGCUUGACCAGCGUGGGCUUCGGCAAUGUUUCCCCCAACACCAACCCUGAGAAGAUCUUCUCCAUCUGCAUCAUGCUAAUCGGCUCUCUGAUGUAUGCCAGUAUCUUUGGUAACGUGUCGGCUAUCAUCCAGAGGCUGUACUCCGGCACGGCCCGUUACCACACUCAGAUGCUGCGUGUCAAAGAGUUCAUCCGCUUCCACCAGAUCCCAGAGGGACUACGCCAGAGACUGGAGGAAUACUUCCAACAUGCCUGGUCCUAUACCAAUGGCAUCGACAUGAACGCUGUGCUGAAGGGUUUCCCUGAGUGUCUGCAGGCUGAUAUCUGCCUCCACCUGAACCGCUGUCUGCUCCAGAACUGCAGGGCCUUCAAGGGGGCCAGUAACGGCUGUCUGCGGGCGCUGGCCAUGAGGUUUAAGACCACCCACGCCCCUCCGGGCGACACCCUGGUCCACAUGGGAGACGUCCUCUCAGCUCUCUACUUCAUCUCUAGAGGGUCCAUAGAGAUUCUGAGAGACGAUGUGGUGGUGGCCAUACUGGGUAGGCUGAAGAGUGGUGGUGGUUACUGGGUAGGCUGAAGGGUGGUGGUUACUGGGUAU